AUGUCUGUCAGGCCUUUUACCAUUGCUGUACCUGCGAGUGACUUGGAAGACUUAGAGGACCGCUUAAAGAAGAUUCGACUACCAGAAAUUUUAGAACGCAACGACUGGGACCGUGGUAUAAAUGGAAAAUAUCUGCUAGAAGUAAUUGACUACUGGAAGAAUACAUAUGAUUGGAGGAAGACAGAAAAGGAGCUGAACAGUCUCCACCACUUCAAAACAUCGAUAUCUGGAAUUGAUGUUCAUUUCAUUCAUGAGAGAGGCAAAGGUCCAAAUAGCACACCAAUCAUUUUGACACAUGGUUGGCCAGACAGUUUUCUCAGAUACACGAAUAUUAUACCAAUGUUAACGGAUCCAGCACGGUUUGGACGAGAUUCGAAAGAUUCCUUUGAUGUUGUCAUACCUUCGCUCCCUGGUUUUGGAUUUUCUGGCUACUCCUGCGAAACUUCAAUAAACAAGGAGACAAUCGCAGAUAUGUGGUUGGAGCUGAUGAAAAACCGGCUAGGUUACCAAAAGUUCAUUGCAGCGGGAGGAGAUAUAGGAUCCGGUGUAACGAGAUACCUAUCAUUCAAGUACCCUCAGCAUUUGCUUGGAAUACAUCUGACUGAUGUUAAUGUCAUUCGAGAAUUGAUUGAAGCUACUGAUGCAAAAGAAUUAUCGUCUGAAAAUCGUCUAUACGUUGAAGAGGCGAAUAGUUGGCUUCAUAACGAAGCGGGAUAUAUGAAUAUACAGGAAACGAAACCGCAAACCUUAGCAAUUGGGCUUUCUGAUUCGCCUGUUGGCUUGGCAGCGUGGAUUCUUGAGAAGUUUCAUUCGUGGAGGGAUCCAAACUCAAAGCUGUCCCUAGAAGAAAUUUUAACAAAUAUCUCAAUUUAUUGGUUCAAUAAUAAUAUUUCGACUGCUGCCCGGAUUUAUUAUGAAAACAGUCAUUUCCUACACCCUAUUGGUCGGACUGAUGUGCCUACUGGCUUUUGUCUGUUUCACGCGGACAUGCUGCUACCCCCCAAAGAAUGGGCUGAAAACCAUUUCAAUGUCAUCCAUUGGGCAAACGUUUCUAACGGUGGUCAUUUUACAUCGAUGGAAAAUCCAGAAGAAUAUACCGAGAGCCUGUUCGCUUUCCACAGACGACUAGAUCAAUUAUAA
Lachancea fermentati is the source of this 1140-nucleotide messenger RNA. The record is from the annotation of a GenBank genome assembly. Lineage: Eukaryota; Fungi; Ascomycota; Saccharomycetes; Saccharomycetales; Saccharomycetaceae.